This is a messenger RNA of Zootoca vivipara (common lizard), 4069 nucleotides long. RefSeq names its product DNA topoisomerase I mitochondrial (gene TOP1MT). Gene Ontology annotation, molecular function: DNA topoisomerase type I (single strand cut, ATP-independent) activity; DNA binding. Lineage: Eukaryota; Metazoa; Chordata; Lepidosauria; Squamata; Lacertidae. The record is from RefSeq and is a predicted model, not a curated record. Gene Ontology annotation, cellular component: chromosome; mitochondrial nucleoid. Gene Ontology annotation, biological process: DNA replication; DNA topological change.
GAUCAAAGCAUGCCUGCUUUUUUAUUAUUAUUUUUUAAAAAGUGCAUUGUUGUCCUUAAAGAUUAGGAUGAUUAUUUUGGAAAGCAUGCAUGGAAACACAUGCAUUUGGUUUUUGUUGCUUUUAUAACCCUUACUUUAAGAGGGCUGGGGUGAGAUCAAAGCAUUUCCAGGUGGAAGGUCAGGCAGGAGUGUGGCUGGGCUGCAAGAUCAUCUUAGCAGGCAAGGAGGCAUAGCAGGGUCAGGCUUUUGCAGACUGACAUGCUCGGCAUCCUGGAAUGCUUAAGCAUGUGCUUCCACUGGCAGCGUGGGCAUCAUCCCACGCCCAUCUCCCUCCAGCCUCCCUCCGAGGCUUCCUGACAUUUAAUGCCAUGCGGCUUCAUGCAGCGGGCAGGAAUGCGAAGACCGCGAAGAUCAGGUGGGAAGAGGAGCAGCAUGCGAACGGCGUGAAGUGGCAGCAGCUGGAGCACAGGGGACCGUACUUUGCGCCGCCCUACGAACGGCUGCCGCGGGGAGUCUGCUUCUAUUACAACGGCAAGCCUAUGAAACUCAGCCCGGCGACGGAGGAGAUUGCCACAUUUUAUGCAAAGAUGCUUGAUCAUGACUACACGAGAAAGGCGAUUUUCAAGAAGAACUUUUUCUGUGACUGGACAGAGCAGAUGACGUCAGAAGAGAGGAAGAAGAUCAGGGAGCUGGACAAAUGCGACUUCAGAGAGAUUCACGAAUAUUUUGUGGAGAGACAGGAGGCUCAGAAAGCUCUGCCAAAGGAGGAAAAACAGAAAUUAAAAAAGGAAGCAGAAAGAAUCCAAGAGGAAUAUGGUUACUGCAUAAUUGACGGGCACCGGGAGAAGAUUGGCAACUUCAAGACGGAGCCGCCGGGUCUUUUCCGAGGCCGUGGGGACCACCCAAAGAUGGGGAUGGUCAAGAAGAGGAUAAUGCCCGAAGAUGUCAUCAUAAACUGUAGCAAGGGUUCCAAGAUCCCCAAACCCCCUCCUGGGCACAAAUGGAAGGAAGUUCGGUCUGACAAUAGCGUAACCUGGCUGGCGUCGUGGACGGAGAACAUUAAUGGGGCCAUAAAGUACAUUAUGUUGAACCCCAGUUCCAAGCUGAAGGGGGAGAAGGACUGGCAGAAAUACGAAAUUGCUCGCUGCUUGAAAGGGGUGGUGGGCAAGAUUCGUGCUCAGUACCGGGCAGACUGGAAAUCAAAGGAGAUGAAGAAGCGGCAGAGGUCUGUGGCCCUUUAUUUCAUCGACAAGCUGGCCCUGAGAGCGGGGAAUGAGAAGGAGGAAGGGGAGACGGCAGACACGGUGGGCUGCUGCUCUCUCCGCGUCGAGCACCUGAGGCUUCACCCUCGGAUGGACGGGAAGGAGAACGUGGUGGAGUUUGACUUCCUGGGCAAGGACUGCAUUCGCUACUACAACCAGGUGCCUGUGGAGAAGCAGGUGUUCAAGAAUUUGCAGUUGUUCAUGGAGAACAAAGGACCUGGGGACGAUCUUUUCGACAGGCUCUCUACAUCAACCUUGAACAAACAUCUCCAGGACCUGAUGGAAGGUUUGACAGCUAAGGUCUUCAGGACGUACAAUGCCUCCAUCACCCUGCAAGAACAGCUGGAUGCCCUGACCAAUGAGGAUGACAACGUGGCUGCCAAGCUCCUCUCCUACAACCGAGCCAACCGUGCGGUCGCCAUCCUUUGCAACCACCAGCGGGCAACUCCAAAAACCUUCGAGAAAUCCAUGCAAAACCUCCAGGCUAAGAUCAAUGUCAAAAGGGACCAGUUGUGUGAUGCAAAGCUGGAGCUCAAGAGGGCAAAGGCAGAUUGCAAAUCUAAAAGGGAUUUGAAAUCUAAAGCCACUUUAGAAAAGAAGCAGAAGCACAUAGAGAAGUUGGAAGAGCAGCUGGAGAAGCUUGUCCUGCAAGCAACAGACAAAGAGGAGAACAAGCAAAUCGCUCUGGGCACCUCCAAGCUGAAUUACCUGGACCCGCGCAUCAGUGUGGCCUGGUGUAAAAGGUUUUGCGUGCCCAUUGAGAAGAUUUUUAACAAGACCCAAAGGGAAAAGUUUGCAUGGGCGAUAGAUAUGGCAGACGAAGAUUUUGUAUUCUGAGGAGAUCCCGGCUACCUCUUGCUCGUUUUGGUGGAUUUCCUCGCAUUUCCGUGCCUUCGUUUGACUCCGUUUCUUUUCUUUUGCAAGCAAAAAUACAUCUCUAAAGGAAGGCGUUGUGCCUGUAUCAUCGUCUUUUGUGCAAAAAGGUUGAAGAUGGGGAGCCAACUUGCUGGUCUCUUCUCAGGGGCUCUGUGGCUGCAACAGGGGGCUCUUCGGUUCUGCCUGCAGCACAUAUUUAAACGGAUUUCCCCCGCUCGUGGCUCCCUCCCCUCCACAAAAGACCUUAGCAGAUCCAGUUGAACCUCGGUUGUUGAACGUAAUCCGUUCCGGAAGUCCGUGCGGCUUCCGAAAUGUUCGACAACCGAGGCUCAGCUUCCAAUUGGUUGCAGGAGCUUCCUGCACUCAGCAGAAGCUAGGUUGGACGUUUGGCUUCUGAAAAACGUUCGAAAACCGGAGCAUUCACUUCUGGGUUUUCAGCGUUCAGGAGCCGAAACAUUCAGAAACAGGCGUUCGGGAUCCGAGGUUUGACUGUACAGUUCUGCAAUGGGGACUAGGUGUGCCUGUAAACAUGCAAAAUAAUAAUAAUAAUAAUCCCAGGGUUAUUUGAGGGAAGCCAUUAUAAUUUAAGCCAAUUCAUGCUUUGAUACAGCAGAAGUAUCGCUAGCCAUUGUCUUUUGCCUGAUUUUAUGAGGUCAUUGCGAGAGCCCAGCGCAGAAAUGUGCUUUUACCAUUUUGCUUAGACUAUGUUUGUGGGUGUUGCAGUAAAUUUGGGUGGUUCUGAAUGUGGGAAUUAGAGGCAGCCUCACACCUCUGACCUUUUUAAAGGGUGCAUAGCCUACCUCCCCCCUUUUUUUCAAUGGAGGAAUGUUAAAGCUAGCCAGAAAUAGUGCAGGGACUUUCUCUUGGGAAGAAGGGAGACUGUUUUCUGAAAGAAGACUCUGAUGAAAACUUUGGUUAGGUUUUCCUAAUCCAGUCUGUGCCCUCUGUAUCAGAGACGCUCUUCAUCCUAUGCCUUGCUUCACGAAUUUUGCAAGUUUGGGAAUCUCUGGCUGUGCUUUGAAAGCUCCUGGGUCCUAUUAGGGCAUUUGGUGAAGCGAGCAACUGGAUCUGUAGUCAAAAGAGUCUAGGCGGUUGGGCAAAGAUGGAGAGCAGACAGGUGAGUCCUUCGAAACAACAAAUUUCCUCCAAAACCCACAGGAAGGAAAGCCAGUACACCAGAAGGAAAAAGUUAGAAAAAUGCCACUAUUACCUGCCAGAGCAUUUGGUGGUUGUCCCCUGAAAUCACACAAAAACCUUUGGUUUACACUAUGUACUGACAAACCUGUAGCACUUGGUUCACUUUCAGUGUAAUUAUUGUGGUUUGAUUUAAGAAGGCAUCCUUGUUCAGCAAAUUCCUGUUUGCAAGGCACAUUAGCCAUGAAAUUGGGGUUGAGGGGAACAGGGUGAUUUCAAAGGUUAGUGCUGUCGGUCUGGAGUGGAAGUUUAUCCAUGCAAAGAACUCUUAAAUGAUAUUUCAAAGUUAUGGCGGUGGGUGGUUCAAAGAUUUCUACUGGAAGAAUAAUACCACUAUGCCACAAUCCUGAUAAUAUCGCUCCUAGUUUGCUUGUAGUUUCCUACAAAUUGAGGGUGGUGCGGUGCUAUAAAUGGAUUUUUGUUUCCAUACAAAAUGGUAACUGGUGCUUUUUGCCACACGUGAACCAAACACGCCUGUAACACAAUUCCAGCUUCUCAGAAGUGCUCUGGGGUUUUCUGAAGUCACAUUCAAGGAACUCAAGAUUCUUGGGUGAUGGAUUGUUUAUGGCUUGUUUGAUAUUAAGUUACCUGGAAAGCUGUUCAUUAAAAUAUGAGUAUUUUUGUCUAUGACGACCUUUGGGUUUUUUCGAAUGUGUGUGCUGAAAACAAAGGUGGGAGCAACUUGCUCCAAAAUCUUACAUUACUUUGGUUUCCAUCAAGAAUUUACGCCCUAUUUG